UCCAUCAAAUUAAAAGCCUAUAAAAACCAUGCACACAAAUAAUUAAAACUCAUAUGCCAACAACUUCAACCAAAAACCAAUGGCCACUCAAACUUCCAUCAAAACAACAGCCAUGGCCAUGACCCUUCUCCUAACAAUGGCCGGAAUCACACCAUCACUGGCCGAAGACACCUUGUUCUCCGGCGAGAACCUAAACUCCGGCGAGUUCUGGAGAACGGGACCAUACAGGUUCAUCAUGCAAGGUGACUGUAACUUGGUGCUCUAUGUGAACAAAACCAAGCCAUUAUGGAACUCGAGAACUAACGGCAGAGGAACGGCGUGCCGUGUCACCUUGCAGAACAACGGCAACCUCGUCAUCUUCUCCGGCUCCGAUGUAAUUUGGACCAGUGAUAGUUCUCGCGGGCCGAACAAUUACAGGCUUGUUAUGCAGAGUGAUGGGAAUGUUGUUAUCUAUGGUGCUGCCUUGUGGGCUACCAACACUGUUCAAAGCAAGAAGAAAUUGCUCUAAAUAAGUUAUCUUUAAUUUCUCCUUUUUUUUUUCAAUAUGUAACAGUGAUCAAUAAGAUGAUCAAAGAAUGAUUAAGUCAUUAAAUUUUCUGCAAGUUAUU
This is a messenger RNA of Dioscorea cayenensis subsp. rotundata (Guinea yam), 608 nucleotides long. Its product is annotated as mannose-specific lectin-like. The transcript has a single exon. The record is from RefSeq and is a predicted model, not a curated record. Lineage: Eukaryota; Viridiplantae; Streptophyta; Magnoliopsida; Dioscoreales; Dioscoreaceae. The coding region runs from base 80 to 508 and encodes 142 amino acids.